Messenger RNA from Saccostrea cuccullata (small rock oyster), 1044 nucleotides. RefSeq lists its product as uncharacterized. The transcript has 10 exons. The coding region runs from base 14 to 784 and encodes 256 amino acids. Lineage: Eukaryota; Metazoa; Mollusca; Bivalvia; Ostreida; Ostreidae. The record is from RefSeq and is a predicted model, not a curated record.
GGAGAGAAGUUUGAUGAAUGAGAAACAAAAGAUAAUAUGGAGAUCAAUUCACCAAGAGAUGAUGAGAGAAGUGACCAAUAGGGCUGAGGGAGCUUUUAUGAAAGAAAAACUAAAGAAAAUAUGGACAUCAGUUUAUCAAGAAAUGAUGAGAGAGGUUUCAAGUACAAAUGAGAGAACAUUGAUCAAAGAAAUAUUAAAGACAAUUUGGACAUCAAUUCACAAAGAGAUGAUGAGUGAGGUAUCCAGAAGAAAUGAGAGGAAAUUGUUGAAAGAGGAACUAAAGAAAAGAUGGACAGGAAUUCAUGCAGAGAUGAUGGAGGUGUUAUCAGAUAGAAUGAGGAUGCAACUUUUAAAAAGAAAACGAAGGACAAUGCACUUGGAACUUAUGGCAGUUUGGUUCAGGAUGGAAUAUAAAAAAGAAAUGCAACAAAUGAAAGAAUUAGUAAGGAAGGAAGCUGAAGAUGCCAGAAGAGAAAAACUUAUUAAUGAUAAGAAAUUAGACAUGAUGAAAUCUAUUGAGAAAGAUGACACCUGCAAUUUUGGCCAAAAGGAUAAACAUGUACCACAAUCUGAUGAAAUUGAAACUUUCGUCCCCAGGGCAUUAUUUCUAUUCAACAUAGAAACGUUUAAAAUGGAUUCAAAGCAUGUUGAGGUGCCACAGGAAAGUAGCAGUUCUCAGAGUGCAAUAAAGGAAUGCACACCCAUUGUAGAUGAGAGGUCCACCAGUUUGCCAAAGAAGAAAACUCUUCGAACAAAAAUUAAAAAGUUCUUCGGAUUUAGAUAAAAAAUGGGAGCAGACAUGAUUUUGGGACACAAAGGAAUGUGCAAUUUUCGAUUCUGUGGGACUAUAUUUGGAAAUUCAUGCAUAAACUUAAACAUUGAUAAACUAUUUCAGGAGAAGAGUCAUUAUAAUUUUUCAUUCCAUGUUAAAUCAUUAAUUAAACUAAACAGUGACAUGACAUUUCUUGUUUUUCUUUUGUUCAGAUGAAUUCUACUUAAUUUUAAAUGCAUGUGUUAAUCAGAUUAAGUGUUAAAUACAGGAAA